AUGGACGUGGACAUGGACGUGGACAUGGACGUGGACAUGGACGUGGACGUGGACGUGGACAUGGACGUGGACGUAGACGUGGACGUGGACAUGGACGUGGACGUGGAUGUGGAUGAGGACGUGGACGUGGACGUGGACAUGGACGUGGACGUAAACGUGGACGUGGACGUGGACAUGGACGUGGACAUGGACGUGGACAUGGACGUGGACAUGGACGUGGACGUGGACAUGGACGUGGACGUGGACGUGGACAUGGACGUGGACGUUGACAUGGACGUGGAUGUGGAAAUGGACGUGGACGUGGACAUGGACGUGGACAUGGACGUGGACGUGGACGUGGACGUGGACAUGGACGUGGACGUGGACGUGGACAUGGACGUGGACAUGGACGUGGACGUGGACGGUUGUGGACGUGGACGUGGACGUGGACGUGGUCGACUUGGACGUGGACAUGGCGUGGACAUGGACGUAGACAUGGACGUGGACGUGGACAUGGACGUGGACAUGGACGUGGACAUGGACGUGGACAUGGACAUGGACGUGGACGUGGACAUGGACGUGGACAUGGACAUGGACGUAGACGUGGACGUGGACAUGGACGUGGACGUGGAUGUGGAUGUGGACGUGGACGUGGACAUGGACGUGGACGUAAACGUGGACGUGGACGUGGACGUGGACAUGGACGUGGACAUGGACGUGGACAUGGACGUGGACAUGGACGUGGACGUGGACGUGAACGUGGACGUGGACAUGGACGUGGACGUGGACAUGGACGUGGACGUGGACAUGGACGUGGACGUGGACGUGGACAUGGACGUGGACAUGGACGUGGACAUGGACGUGGACAUGGACGUGGACAUGGACGUGGACGUGGACAUGGACGUGGACAUGGACGUGGACAUGAACGUGGACAUGGACGUGGACAUGGACGUGGACAUGGACGUGAACAUGGACGUGGACAUGGACUGA
Closterium sp. NIES-65 is the source of this 969-nucleotide messenger RNA. The record is from the annotation of a GenBank genome assembly. Lineage: Eukaryota; Viridiplantae; Streptophyta; Zygnematophyceae; Desmidiales; Closteriaceae.